AUGCUUCCUGCUACCAGAACCGUCGCCAGAAGGGCUCUCCGCCCUCCAGCACCUCCCAGGCGCGUUCCCCAGCUCCACAUUACCAGACUUUACUCACAGUACAACUACCACCACCAGUACCAGGCCCCCAACCAGCCUCGCCACUCGUGGCUUCCUCGCAUCCUAGCGUCACUUGUGGUCCUCUCUGCCAUUGGCGGAUACUCGUUCUACAUGUUCUGGCCCCACCACACGUUCCCGUCGUCAGUAGCCAAGAUUUUACGUAAAGGUCUCUGGGCAGAAAGCGACAAGGGUGAAAACGACUAUCAACUAGCGCUCAAGCACUACUUGGAGGCAUUGGACGAGUGCAACAAUGUGGGCGUGGACAAGCUCUCGGAUGAGUACACGGGUAUCCAGUUGAAGGUUGGAGAGAUGUUCGAGCGCCUCAACAUGUUGCAAGACGCUGCGUUUGUCUACAACGAGAUUGGCACGUUGUACUUGACGGUGUUGACAGCGCCAGCAGACUCGCCCCAGCACAAGCGGAUCCGCGAUCGUGACCACCGGCGCCACUUGAUCCAGAAGGAUUUGCGGAUCGCCAUCAAAUUGGUGGAAUUGAACCGCAACGACCCUAACUUGUCCAAGGCUAUUUUGCUCACUCACCUCAUCAUCGCGCAGGAUGAGGUCAACAGGCAGCUCAAGGCCAAUGGCUCUCCAGCAGGCGCAACACCCCCAAACGACUACCGUGCCACCGUGGAGAACGACUCGAUCGUAUUGACAAACAACGGCGUCACCACCACCAUCAAGAAGACUCCUGAAGUGUGGGAACCGUUUGCAGACGAAUUUUUCAACGCCAUGGACUUGUUAGGAGCCAUCUGUAUCCAGAUCGGUGACUUGGCCAUGGCCUCCCGGGUCAAGAUCUCCAUGACAGAGGCAAUGUUGUUGGCAGACGCCGAGCCCCACAAGAUCUUGAUGUCCCAGUGCAAUUUGGGGUCGUUGCUCUAUCUUCAAGCUGACGAGUUUGAGGCUCAGGAGGUGGCUUUGAGACGCAAAUUCGCUGAAUCAGCCGGCCUCCAGUACGAGCAAGUCAAGACAGAGGACUUGUUGGGCCAGAACAAACAGGCCCAGGAAGUGUUGGAGCAGGGAGUGUCGGACGAGGAAAAAAUCCUCUAUGCCAACACGAUUUCUUCGAAGAACAAAUGUAUCCAGCUUGCCACAAAAUCGUUCGAGUCAGUGUUAGACUUCGCCAGGGGCUUGCCUGUGGACGUCGCCAACAGCAACGGUAACAUCAACCAAACUGUGGCCUUGGCCACCUACGGUCUUGGGGUGGUUCAUCUCCAUCUUGCGGAGUAUGAAAAAGCAGAACGAUUAUUGAGGGAGUCUAGAGUGAGGAGCAAGAGCUGCGGCUACGAUGAACUUAUUGGUGAGAUUGAAAGGGAACUCGGCAAGCUCUUCAAGGAGAAGAAGAACUUGAAGGAAGGCAAGGAAGGAAAGGACAAGGGCCCAAUUCAGAUGGAUAUCCACUUGAAGAAAUAG
Molecule: messenger RNA, 1509 nt
Organism: Suhomyces tanzawaensis NRRL Y-17324
Lineage: Eukaryota; Fungi; Ascomycota; Pichiomycetes; Serinales; Debaryomycetaceae
Exons: 2
Coding region: 1-1509 (502 amino acids)
Biological process (GO): protein quality control for misfolded or incompletely synthesized proteins
Cellular component (GO): i-AAA complex
Molecular function (GO): misfolded protein binding
Source: RefSeq, a predicted model, not a curated record